Macaca mulatta (Rhesus monkey) is the source of this 1442-nucleotide messenger RNA. The record is from RefSeq. NCBI's taxonomy places the organism in Eukaryota, Metazoa, Chordata, Mammalia, Primates, Cercopithecidae.
UUUAUUUAUUUAUUUUUUGAGAAGGAGUCUUAAGGUUGCUUAGCAGCUGGCCUGCUGGAAAUCCUCUUGGGCCAGCAAGACUCCUGGCCGCCGCCAUGCAUCCCCCCAGCCUUCUGCUGCUCGCCCUCUGCAUCCUGGCUGCGCCUGCCGCCGCGCUCGUCAGGAUCCCGCUGCACAAGUUCACGUCCAUCCGCCGGACCAUGUCGGAGAUGGGGGGCCCUGUGGAGGACCUGAUUGCCAAAGGCCCCAUCUCGAAGUACUCCCAGGCGAUGCCGGCCGUGACCGAGGGGCCCAUUCCCGAGGUGCUGAAGAACUACAUGGACGCCCAGUACUACGGGGAGAUCGGCAUCGGGACGCCUCCCCAGUGCUUCACGGUCGUCUUCGACACGGGCUCCUCCAACCUGUGGGUCCCCUCCAUCCACUGCAAACUGCUGGACAUCGCUUGCUGGCUCCACCACAAAUACAACAGCGACAAGUCCAGCACCUACGUGAAGAAUGGCACCUCAUUUGCCAUCCACUACGGCUCGGGCAGCCUCUCCGGAUACCUGAGCCAGGACACUGUGUCGGUGCCCUGCAAGUCAGCGUCAUCAACCGCUGCCCUGGGCGGUGUCAAAGUGGAGAGGCAGGUCUUCGGGGAGGCCAUCAAGCAGCCAGGCAUCACCUUCAUCGCAGCCAAGUUCGACGGCAUCCUGGGCAUGGCCUAUCCCCGCAUCUCCGUCAACAACGUGCUACCCGUCUUCGACAACCUGAUGCAGCAGAAGCUGGUGGACCAGAACAUCUUCUCCUUCUACCUGAACAGGGACCCAACCGCGCAGCCCGGGGGUGAGCUGAUGCUGGGCGGCACGGACUCCAAGUAUUACAGGGGUUCUCUGUCCUACCUGAAUGUCACCCGCAAGGCCUACUGGCAGGUCCGCCUGGACCAGGUGGAGGUGGCCAGCGGGCUGACCCUGUGCAAGGAGGGCUGUGAGGCCAUUGUGGACACAGGCACCUCCCUCAUGGUGGGCCCUGUGGAUGAGGUGCGUGAGCUGCAGAAAGCUAUCGGGGCCGUGCCGCUGAUUCAGGGCGAGUACAUGAUACCCUGUGAGAAGGUGUCCACCCUGCCCACGAUCACACUGAAGCUGGGAGGCAAAGGCUACAAGCUGUCCCCAGAGGACUACACGCUCAAGGUGUCGCAGGCCGGGAAGACCCUCUGCCUGAGCGGCUUCAUGGGCAUGGACAUCCCGCCACCCAGCGGGCCACUCUGGAUCCUGGGCGACGUCUUCAUCGGCCGCUACUACACUGUGUUUGACCGCGACAACAACAGGGUGGGCUUCGCCGAGGCUGCCCGCCUCUAGUUCCCAAGCCGUCGGCGUGCCAGCACAGAAACAGAGGACAGUCCCGGAGGAGGAGGCCCCCGGCCCCCCGGCGCCUCCCACACGUAGUCACACACACUCACACACUUG